CCAGUCUGAGCGGCGAUGGCGGCGGCGGCGGCGGCGGCAGCGGCAGCGGGGGCUGCGGGCGGUCGGGGCUCCGGGCCGGGGCGGCGGCGCCAUCUUGUGCCCGGGGCCGGUGGGGAGGCCGGGGAGGGGGCCCCGGGGGGCGCAGGGGACUACGGGAACGGCCUGGAGUCUGAGGAACUGGAGCCUGAGGAGCUGCUGCUGGAGCCCGAGCCGGAGCCCGAGCCUGAAGAGGAGCCGCCCCGGCCCCGCGCCCCACCGGGAGCUUCGGGCCCUGGGCCUGGCUCGGGAGUCCCCGGCAGUCAGGAGGAGGAGGAGGAGUCGGGACUGGUCGAGGGUGACCCGGGGGACGGCGCCAUUGAAGACCCGGAGCUGGAAGCGAUCAAAGCUCGAGUCAGGGAAAUGGAGGAAGAAGCGGGAAAAGCUAAAGGAGCUACAGAACGAGGGGUAGAGAAGCAGAUGAAUAUGAGUCCACCUCCAGGCAAUGCUGGUCCAGUGAUCAUGUCUAUUGAGGAGAAGAUGGAGGCUGAUGCCCGUUCCAUUUAUGUUGGCAAUGUGGACUAUGGUGCAACAGCAGAAGCUGAAGCACACUUUCAUGGCUGUUCAGUUAACCGUGUUACCAUACUCUGUGACAAAUUUAGUGGCCAUCCCAAAGGGUUUGCAUAUAUAGAGUUCUCAGACAAAGAGUCAGUGAGGACUUCCCGCCUAGAUGAGUCCCUAUUUAGAGGAAGACAAAUCAAGGUGAUACCAAAACGAACCAACAGACCAGGCAUCAGCACAACAGACCGAGGUUUCCCACGAGCCCGAUACCGUGCCCGGACCACUAACUACAACAGUUCCCGAUCUCGAUUCUACAGUGGUUUUAACAGCAGGCCCCGGGGUCGCGUCUACAGGGGCCGGGCUUAGAGCGGACUUCAUGGUAUUGCCCCUUACUAAAAAAAAAUGUGUAUUAGGAGGAGAGAGAGGAAAAAAAGAGGAAAGAAGGAAAAAAAAAGAAUUAAAAAAAAAAAAGAAAAACAGAAGAUGACCUUGAUGGAAAAAAUAUUUAAAAAAAAAAAAGAUAUACUGUGGAAGGGGGGAGAAUCCCAUAACUAACUGCUGAGGAGGGACCUGCUUUGGGGAGUAGGGGAAGGCCCAGGGAGUGGGGCAGGGGGCUGCUCAUUCACUCUGGGGAUUCGCCAUGGACUCGACUCAACUGCGCAAGCUGCUCCCCCUGUUCCCUGUCCCACUUCACCCCUUUGGGGGCUACUCAAGGGUAGGUGGGCAUGGAUGGUAGGAGGGUUUUUGUUUUUGUUUUUUUUACCCAGGG
Molecule: messenger RNA, 1306 nt
Organism: Phyllostomus discolor (pale spear-nosed bat)
Lineage: Eukaryota; Metazoa; Chordata; Mammalia; Chiroptera; Phyllostomidae
Product: polyadenylate-binding protein 2
Molecular function (GO): RNA binding
Source: RefSeq, a predicted model, not a curated record